This is a messenger RNA of Menidia menidia (Atlantic silverside), 1743 nucleotides long. NCBI's taxonomy places the organism in Eukaryota, Metazoa, Chordata, Actinopteri, Atheriniformes, Atherinopsidae. The record is from the annotation of a GenBank genome assembly.
GACGGUAUUCCUUGACGCAUUGAGAAGGGAGUUGUUUGUAUACAACUGCUCCAGAAAAAAAUACGAAGGCUUUUUUACAGCAGUUAGAUGUAGUCGAACUUUUGUUUCCUCAAAAGUAUGGAGUCUCGUGAUGGUUUUAAGAGCGCAUAAAUCAUAUUCUCAAGAGCUGUUAUUGCUGUGAAAUAUAGUGGAGCCGUUACACAGAGGUGUUGGCUGUGGGCGCCUAGGAGGACACAUGGCAGAAGAAGGGAACAAGCUGACGCUGAGGCGCCUGGAAGUACCAAUCCACAAGUUCAUUAAAGUUGCCCUGCCCACAGACCUGGAGAGACUGCAGCAGCACUGCAAUAACAUACAGAAGUACCAGCGCAACCAGCAAUGGGAUCGCCUUCAUCAGGAGCAUAUUAAUGCCAGCAGAACUGUUCAGCAGCUGCGAGCUAACAUCAGAGAGAUGGAGAAGCUGUGCGGUCGGGUACGUGCCGAAGACGCCGCGGCUCUGGAAGCGCUAGUGAAGCCAAUCAGAGACCGAGCGUCAGCCGCUGCACGAGACUUCCUGCUGGUGCACUCCAACCCACCUCAGCCCACCCCUGAACCGCCACCUGCUACAGACCCGUCCAGCUGUGCAUCCAGUAGCUGCCACGCUGUUGAUGACUUGGGCGAGGAAUCGUUGUCCGGCAGGCAGACGCAGCUCUACCUUCCAGAAAUCCCAGCUGAUCAGAGUGCAGCUGAGUCCUGGGAUAACCUGGAAGAGGACCUGAAGGAGCUGAGUGGCUUGGUGACAGAGUUCUCUCUACUUGUCCAUUCCCAGCAGGAGAAGAUUGACAGCAUAGAGGACAACGUCAACACAGCCGCAGCCAACGUGGAGGAGGGGACCAAGAGCCUGGGGAAGGCGCUGGGAUACAAGUUGGCGGUGUUGCCGAUUGCCGGGGCUCUGCUGGGCGGUGCAUUAGGAGGUCCACUUGGCCUGCUGGCUGGGUUCAAAGCCGCAGGGGUGGCUGCCGCUGUGGGAGGAGGCGCCCUGGGCUUUGCGGGCGGUAACUUGGUCCAGAAGCACCGGCAAGCUAAAGUGGAUCUGCAAAUGAAACAACUGACAGCACCGCCAUUAGAAGAACCCGAACUAAAAAAAGACAAAUGAUCCAACUGGCUUUGGUCAGUUGCUGAGGCCCUGGUGCGGACUGACCAAUGAAAAGCACAAACUACCCCUUCGAGUCUCAAAGAAACUCAUUAUGAGACGCUGUCACUGAGCAUUGCCGUUACCAAGCACUGUAACAAUUGUGUAAUAACAGCCUUAAUGAAGAGUCAGAUAUGUUGUUCGGGUGUGAAUGGUACGUCUGUGGGGACUUUAAACACAGCAGAACAGCAGUCAGUAACACUACACUGGUAAUGUAAAAUAGCUGUAAAAUCAGGUCUUUGACUGUUGCACUAAUCCUAAACUUUAUCACUUCUUCUAGCCCAAGCAUUCUGUCCACUCUUGUAACUAAAAGCACACUUAGUUAUUGUUCCUUAUUUUUAUCUCAUUAUUCUUCAUCUGCUGUGCUUUCUCGUUUAGAAGCAACCAUAUUUCUGUACUUCUGUAUGGGUAAAGAAAUGUGGACAAUCGUUUAACGAUGAUUGUAAAUUAACGUGAAACUGCCGAGUUAUAAAAAAUAGUAUUUUCUAUUUAUGCAGCAAAAGAAGUGCCAAAGUCCAACUUCACGGCCUGUGUGUAAAGUUGUGUCAAUUUGUUUCUGCUGCCGCCAAAUAAAA